AAAAGUUCUAUAUCCUACAUAUAAUUAAUCUAACUCAUUUUCCUAGAUGGAGAGAGAGAGAGCGCUUAUAACUUGAAAAGAAGCAAAGGCAUGCCCAGAGGGAUGGUGUGAGAGAGAUCAUGGCAUUCACAUUGGAGAUGGAGACCAGCAGCAAUGGCAGCAGAAGCUCUGCAGGUGAAGAGCAUGAACAUCACCACCACCACCACCAUCGUCACCAGCCGGCGUUGUCUGUGGAGUCGCAGAAGGCGGUGCCGGCGCCAUUCCUGACCAAGACUUACCAGCUGGUGGACGACCCGCGUACCGACCACAUUGUGUCGUGGGGUGAAGAAGAUGCCACCUUCGUCGUCUGGCGCCCCGCCGAGUUCGCCCGCGACCUCCUCCCCAACUACUUCAAGCACAACAACUUCUCCAGCUUCGUCCGCCAGCUCAACACCUAUGGAUUCAAGAAGAUAGUGGCGGAUAGAUGGGAGUUUGCAAACGAGUACUUCAGAAAAGGAGCGAAGCACCUCUUAUGCGAAAUCCACCGCAGGAAAACCCCACAACACAACCAAGACCUGCCGUCGCCGCCACUGCCCCAUUUCUUCCAACCGGUUGACGAGAAUCUCUGCUGGCCACCAGCCGAUCUGCCAUUCCCGCCACAGCCGAAACCACACCUGAACGGCGGCGAUGUCCUCGCUGCGCUGAAUGAGGACAACCAAAGGCUAAGGAGGAAGAACUUGAUGCUACUCUCGGAGCUCACCCACAUGAAGAGUCUCUACAACGACAUCAUCUACUUCAUCCAGAACCAUGUCAAACCACUGCCUCAUGACCCGACGAACAACCGCAGCCACCUUGACAGCAUCAGAGUUCCCAAGCUCAUCGAGUUGGAUUUGGAUCACGAAGGCGUCGCGUGCUCACGGGCAGCAACGUUCAAGAAGGCCGGGCACUCGGGCGAGGAGGCCGGCAGAGGCAGUAACUUCAAGCUCUUUGGGGUGUCUUUGAGCGGCAAGAAGAGGCUGCACCCGGAAAAGAUUGAUCGGCAAGAGCUGCAACUGUGACAUCCUCUCUCGAUCAUAAUAAUUCAUGAACUAGGGACAAAUAAUGGUAGUCGUUUCAAAGUUUAGUUCUCAUUGUGGACUAGGGCAUGCACUAACUUAUUAGAGUGAGAUCAAUCGAAGUUGAAAAAUGGACAACUUCAUGACCGAUCAAAUAUGUAACGUUUGGACCUUUUGAGUUAUCAUAUGCUCGCUGAGGCUC
This is a messenger RNA of Syzygium oleosum, 1236 nucleotides long. Its product is annotated as heat stress transcription factor B-4b-like. NCBI's taxonomy places the organism in Eukaryota, Viridiplantae, Streptophyta, Magnoliopsida, Myrtales, Myrtaceae. Bases 120 to 1037 code for a protein of 305 amino acids. The transcript has 2 exons. The record is from RefSeq and is a predicted model, not a curated record. Gene Ontology annotation, cellular component: nucleus. Gene Ontology annotation, molecular function: RNA polymerase II cis-regulatory region sequence-specific DNA binding; DNA-binding transcription factor activity. Gene Ontology annotation, biological process: regulation of transcription by RNA polymerase II.